AUGAAAGGACAAAUAGUAUCAUAUUUCAUUGUGGACCAUGCCGUGGUCGAAAGCCAUCAACAAUAUGUUGAAAUAAAACCAUGGAGACUGUUCUUCGAUGCAUCAACUCACAAAGAGGGAAGUGGAGUUAGAAUCCUCAUCAUUUCUCCUGAAGGAAUUCCAACAAAACUCAAGUUUAAAAUCGAAGGCCCCCUAUGUUCUAAUAACGAAAUAGAGUAUGAAGCAUUGCUUGGAGGACUUGAAGCUUUGUUGGAAUUGGGGGCAACCAGAGUCGAAAUCAAAGGAGACUCCGAGUUAGUGAUAAAGCAACUGACAAAAGAAUACAAAUGUAUAAAGGAAAAUCUGAUUAUGUAUUUCGUCAUGACAAAUAGGCUGCUCAAAAAAUUCGAAUAUGUGGAUUUAAAGCACGUCCCCAGGAUAAAAAAUCAAGAAACAAAUAAUUUGGCACAAUUAGCUUCAGGAUACAAAGUGUCGAAGGAAAGGUUGGAAGAAUUGAUUCAAGUUAGAGGAAAAGCAAUGGCCACCAGAUUAUCUCCGACUAAUUUAGAAAACACACAAUUAGGCUUCGCCAACCAAGAGGAAUUUGAAGUGUUGAAUAAAGAUGCUCUAACAGAUACAUAUUGGAGAAGUCCAGUUGUUAAUUACCUUAAAGAACCUUCGAUAGAUACAAAAAAAAAGAUUAAGUACAGAGCUUUGUCUUAUUUCUUGAUGGGGAACGAAUUAUUCAAGAAAACUCCUGAAGGAAUUUUGUUGAAAUGUAUAGGCGAAACUGAAGCUUAUUUAGCAUUAUCUAGUGUACAUAGUGGAACCUGUGGAGCCCAUCAAUUUGGGAACAAAGUGAAAUGGUUGUUAUUUCGUUACGGGAUGUAUUGGCCCAUUAUGUUAAAAGACUGCAUAGACUUCGCCAAAGGUUGCCAAGAAUGUCAGAUGCACGCAAGUAUCCAACAUUCUCCUACAAACAAGUUGAGUUCGAUCAUCAAGCCACGACCUUUCAGAGGAUGGGCAUUGGACUUAAUUGGAGAAAUUCAACCUACUUCAUCCAAGGGCCAAAGAUAUACUUUGGUGGGAAUAGAUUAUUUUACAAAGUGGGUUGAAGCAGUACCAUUAGUAAAUGUAGACCAGGAAGUUGUGAUUGAAUUCAUCCAAAAACAAAUACUCUACAUAUUUGGAAUCCCAGAGAGCAUAACAAUAGAUCAAGGUUCAGUGUUUACUGGUCGAAAGAUGCAGGAACUUGCAAAAGAAAUGGGUGUUACCAGUCGGAAUCUAUUUGCAGUCAGCCAAAUUCAAAAACAAGAAGAGAAUCCUCCAAAUGUGUAUUGGGAAAUAAUGAUGAACGAAUUGGUGGAUCUAGACGAAGAAAGGUUGCGUGCUUUAGAGAUGAUAAAGAGACAAAAGGAAAGGGUGGCCAGAGCAUAUAUCAAAAAGAUCAAAAGAGUCAAGCCUUAG
Messenger RNA from Vicia villosa (hairy vetch), 1446 nucleotides. RefSeq lists its product as uncharacterized. Bases 1 to 1446 code for a protein of 481 amino acids. The record is from RefSeq and is a predicted model, not a curated record. Gene Ontology annotation, molecular function: nucleic acid binding; RNA-DNA hybrid ribonuclease activity. The transcript is spliced from 3 exons. Gene Ontology annotation, biological process: DNA integration. Lineage: Eukaryota; Viridiplantae; Streptophyta; Magnoliopsida; Fabales; Fabaceae.